Molecule: messenger RNA, 3333 nt
Organism: Ficedula albicollis (Collared flycatcher)
Lineage: Eukaryota; Metazoa; Chordata; Aves; Passeriformes; Muscicapidae
Gene: LRRN4
Product: leucine rich repeat neuronal 4
Exons: 5
Coding region: 175-3174 (999 amino acids)
Molecular function (GO): protein binding
Source: RefSeq, a predicted model, not a curated record
UUUGUGGGCAGAGCCGGGAGCAGGGAAAGCUGGGAACAGAAAAGAGGCAUUUCACGCUCUCGGCUGAGUCACCCCGAACGUAUAAAAUCAAGGCCAGGCAGUCGGAGCCGCUCCGAGCGGAGGCACGAGGCACCGGCACUUUUGGACAGGAAACAGGUCCUGCAAACCGCAGGGAUGAUUUCACCCUUGCUCAUCCUCCCUCUGCUGCUGGGGACCACAGCACACAGCCCGGUGAGCAGAGCAGCAUCCAGGGAUGUCACCACCUUUUUCCAGCUGGCUCAGGAAGACACUUGGGAGAAUGUUAAUCUCACCAGCAUGUCCUGUGAGUAUUGGAAGAACAGGACCUGGAUCACCCUGCAGCUGACCAACAGCAGCCUGACAACUUUCCCCGUCUGCCUUCCGGAGGCCCUGCAGAGCUUGGAUCUCAGCAAUAACCUCUUGGAAGAGGUGAACGGCACAGAGAUAGCAAACCUCCCGCAGCUGCGUGUCCUCUCGCUGAGGCACAACCAUCUCUGGUCUGUGAGGUGGGGAUCUGAAGCCCUCAGCAGUCUCCUCAAGCUGGACUUGAGCUUUAAUAAGCUGUCAUCUGUGCCAUCCUGCCACGGCUCUGCCCUGCCUAACCUGAAGUGGUUGUCCUUGGCUGGAAAUCCACUGAUUGAAAUCCAGCCACUGGCUUUUUCCUGCUACCCUCAGCUACACGUCUUGAACCUCUCUGCAACGCUGCUUGGGAAGGAUGAUAGCAGAGGAAUUAGGGACUCUGCUUUUGCCAUCAGCACAGAUCCCAACGAGGCCAUGAACAGGACUGCAAACUCCAUCAGUGUCCUUGAUCUGAGCAGGACCUUUUUUGAGAAAAUUGAACCAGAGUGGGCCAGGGACUUGGCCAACCUCAGAUUACUUCACCUGACAAACAUGCCACGGUUAAGAAGCCUCGAUGGCGACUUCUUUAAGUUCCUGCCUGGCCUCCAAGAGCUGCACUGUCAGGACUCCCAUUCCCUGAGUUUUGUGCAGACAGAGAUGUUUGACAGUGCUCCUCACCUGAGCCAUCUCUCAUUUGAGAACUGUAACCUGAGUUUCUUUAACCCUUGGAACACCAAUUCAUCGGAAGGCAUCACCAUCAACUUGUCUGGGAAUUCUCUGCUGUGCGACUGCCAGCUCUCCUGGCUGCUGUCCAAGCCCGAGAAAGUUGUUCUGCAAAAGGCUGGGGAGACUUUUUGCACAUCCCAGGAAGAUUCGGGCAGACAUCCAACACCUUUUUCACUGCUGGAACUCUACAAUAAAUGCCAGUCAGAGAGCAAUGUUACACUGCCCGAUUCAAACACAGCCCUUCCUGAUCAUGAUUCUUUCAACUUCACCAGUGAUGAGACCUCUGCUGUUGUAACAACAGACUCAGCUCUGCUCACCACGGAUUUGACUCACUCCAGCUCCCUGAUCCAUGGGGAUGUGAUGAGCACAGCAGCAUCCAACCCAAUGCUCACCAAAGACACUUCCAGCAGCUCCCUGAUCCAGUGGGAUGUGAGGAGCACAGCAGCAUCCAACUCAAUGCUCACCAAAGACACUUCCAGCAGCUCCCUGAUCCAGUGGGAUGUGAGGAGCACAGCAGCAUCCAACUCAAUGCUCACCAAAGACACUUCCAGCAGCUCCCUGAUCCAGUGGGAUGUGAGGAGCACAGCAGCAUCCAACUCAAUGCUCACCAAAGACACUUCCAGCAGCUCCCUGAUCCAGUGGGAUGUGAGGAGCACAGCAGCAUCCAACUCAAUGCUCACCAAAGACACUUCCAGCAGCUCCCUGAUCCAGUGGGAUGUGAGGAGCACAGCAGCAUCCAACUCAAUGCUCACCAAAGACACUUCCAGCAGCUCCCUGAUCCAGUGGGAUGUGAGGAGCACAGCAGCAUCCAACUCAAUGCUCACCAAAGACACUUCCAGCAGCUCCCUGAUCCAGUGGGAUGUGAGGAGCACAGCAGCAUCCAACUCAAUGCUCACCAAAGACACUUCCAGCAGCUCCCUGAUCCAGUGGGAUGUGAGGAGCACUGCAGGAUCCAACCCAAUGCUCACCAAAGACACCUAUACCAGCUCCUUGACCCAGGGGGAUGUGAGGAGCACUGAAGCAUCCAACCCAACUGAGCCCAUCCUAGCAAAGGCCAACAGUUCCUCCCAUGAGCAGAAGGCAGUUUCUGAAUCCACAAGCAAUCCCCCUUCCUCGGCAUCUGUUACCUCCUUCCCAGUUUUUUUCCAAGAGUUCUUUGCUCAGACCCCAGAUCACAGCUCCACAAGCCCAACUGGAACAGAACAGCCUCAGAGAGGGCUCAGAACAACACACACAACAUUCCCCCGGGAAGGGACAUUCAGCCAGACCACCAGUGGCUAUUCCACUGGAGGGGCAGGAGUCCCACACACCACCAACCAUCCCACUCACUCCUUUGCCACCCAUGGCAGGGAAGGUGCCCCCCAGACAAGCCCUCCCCAGGUGAUCUCCACAAGGAGCAGGGCCCACUCAGAGGCUGCAGGCAGCACGCCACCACCACACUACACCGAUGACUACGACUACGAGGAUCAGCCUAAGGAACCCCCGGUGCACACAGCCCACGUGGCCUGUGACUACAAUCCCUGCAGGCACCUGCAGAAGCCGUGCAAGGAGCUCCAGAACAUAACCCAGUGCUCGUGUCCUGGCACAUCGAGGGAAGAUGAGAUUCCAGACCCCCCCAGGCUCAGAGAGGUGAUUGAAAUCACUGACAGCUCUGCACAGAUACGCUGGUGUGCCCCGUACUCAGUUGUUCACAGUUAUGAGCUGGUGCUUCGUGCCCAAGACAGUGAGGACAGGCAGAUUGUCAUGGAUAACAUCUACCCCACGGCCAGGCAGUACACUUUGUAUAACCUGCUGCCUUUCACCACUUACCACAUCUGUGUGUCUGCCUCCAACAAAGCAGGCUCAAGCCAGAAAACAGGCCAGGAAAUUCCAGGUAAUUCGUGCACCAGCUUUAAAACAAAACCCAGCUACAAGUAUGUUUUUGCUGGUCUGUCUGCAGCAAGUGGACUCUUUCUCAUUACCACAAUUAUUUUAUCUGUAUGCCUGUGUAAGGCAUGUAAAAAGCCUCAGAGUGAACAGUAUGGUACACACUUAGUCUCCUAUAAGAACCCAGCAUUUGAUUAUCCCUUAAAACUACAAACCACUAAUUAGCUCUGGGUGAUUGUUCCAUGCAUUCAAAGCUCGCUAUCUCCAUUGCCUUGGUGUGUUUUUGUGAGACUCUGAAAAUGUGCUUCAGUAAAAAACUAUGAACCAUCAGAUUCCAUAACCCUGACGUUUCUAAGGGAGAGAAAACCACAAAAAAAAAAAAGA